GAAGGGUGGGGUGAAGACACAACAGAAUGGCUUCUAAAGAGGAGCCUCUUCUCCGGUGCCGGUUUUAUCUGUUGCGUAUAAAGGACCGACGCAUCGGGAGUUGAUGUUCUAAUUAGAUCGCGGCAGAGCGGCCGGGUCCCCGGCUGUUGUCGGCUGCAUCUGGCGGCUCCACGCCACAUUGCCUAACAUGUCGGGCGCACUCAACCCGUCAAACGGUGUCAAUCGCUUUCACGCUAGCCCGGCCACGGCGGCGGCUCCUUUUGGCACACCUGAGUGCGGCUCAGCGGCAGCUUUCCUAGAGCUCACGAACUCCGCCGCCGCAGCAGCGGUCGCCGCUGACUUCGCCUACGACUUUGGACUUGCUGCGGGAUUUCGGCACCACCACCCGCCGCCACCGGCCCACUCAACCGCGGCGGGCUUCGGUUACUUUGGCUCGGACGCAGCAGCUGCAGCCGCGGCCGCAGCAGAGAGCUACGCUUCGCUUGCCUGGGAGGCCCAAAGUGCCGCGGCUCUUGCAGCUACUUACCAAGGACAUCAUCAGGCGGGUUCUCAUUUCGGAUCCUGCGAUUUUGGGCCUUUCUCCAUACCUAGCCCCGCGUGUACUGGCGGAAGGAUCCCUGGAAUGGGGGUGCAGCGUCUCGGACCACCAUCGAGAGGUCCUCCCCAUUGUAGUGGUACUGGUAAUACCCCAAAUGGAUCAACCAAGUCCAAGACGCGGAGGAGGGUCGCGACGAUAGCCCAGCGUCGUGCUGCGAACAUCCGCGAGCGGCGUCGGAUGUUCAACCUCAACUCGGCUUUCGACAAGCUGCGGAAGAAAGUACCUACUUUUGCGUACGAAAAGCGCCUGUCGCGAAUCGAGACUCUGAGGCUGGCCAUCAUGUACAUCGCUUUUAUGACGGAAGUGGUUCGUGGCGGUAAGGAUUCAGAUCCCCACCAUGGGCACCAUGACAUUCCAUUAGUACCACCCGGCGCCUAUACCCCUGCUCUUUCAGAUGGCCACAUUUGGACUCCACCCCACGGAGCAACGGCUUUGAAUGAGGGUCAUGGACAGAGACCAGACAGGCUGUCACACAUUUGUUCCCGACAAGUAUAGUCACCUUAAAACCAACUUUUCAUUGCUUACUUCGUGAGGGAAAGAUUGCUUUCAGAGUGCGUGCAAAGAGGAAGAUCUUGGAAUUCUAAGAAAUAAUAAUAUCCAUCAUCUUUGGUUAGUAUUUGCUAAGUAAAGGACAUAAGUUAAAUAAACUGCUAUGUUUCCAAGACGAUCAUGUGUGCAGUAUUAACAGUUGUAAACUUAAAAGCAUAUCAUAUUAUGAGACUCAUUUAAGCCUAUGUUUAUGAACAAAUUAUUGCAAGUUCAACCUUAAAAAAUGUGACUUAUUUCCGACAUAUGUAUUACUUUUCCUAUGUACAGACGAUACUGUCACUGAAUUUGCAACUGGCUUCAUCGUUUCAUCCUAGAUGGGUUUUUCUUUCAUUCCAUUUGUGAAACAUUUUAUUUUGUGUCAAUGUGCUUUUAGUUUUUCAGUUACAGGAUGUUUACACUGCUAAAUACCGAGCUAAAACAUUCAACUUUUGUAAAAUAAAAACAAAGUUUGAUUGACAUUAAGAAAUUAUACUUCUUUACAAUAAUAGAUGUGUUUCAUAGAAUAUUUGCAGAGUAUGAAGAUUUAUAAACUUUUCAAGCAUCUUCCAGAGCAACAAACGCAGCAAAGUCGAUAUUUAAAUAUACUCUUUGAUAAUGAGCUCAAAGCACAAGCUGAGAACAGAUGGUUUAGUUGCAUAAAAAAUUACAUAUUUUGAGGGAAUCUUUUAUGCAAUAUAAAAUAAAAUAAACUUUUUGAUAAAUCUGAAAUCAUCAAGAAUUUACAAAUAUUUUUUUUCUUCUCAAUGAAAUAAGUGAUGAUUUUUGUUGUAUUUUUCGAUUUGAAUAUUACAGAUUUGACUAUUCGUGCGUAUAAGAAAAUGUAGAAAUUUCAGAUGUUAAAUAUUUUACACUGUUUUCUUGCAAAGACAAAAUGUAAAACUGAGUCGUUUUUAUCAUGUAGAGUAAAACCUGCUGUAGGACUGAAGUUUUUUGUAAAGGAACAUGUUCUCUCCGAUGAAUUGUAUUGUGAAAAGGUGAGAAUAUUAUUUCUGAAUACUUCAUUUAAACUAUGCAUAGAAUAUUUGCUCUGAAGUGUGAUAAAUCAAAACUAUUUAAUAGUGAAGUAAGCAUAUGUAUAUAAAUCUCCCAUCUGAAAUUAUAUAGCUUAAUUUGUAUGAGUUAA
Messenger RNA from Stegodyphus dumicola, 2270 nucleotides. RefSeq lists its product as uncharacterized. The record is from RefSeq and is a predicted model, not a curated record. Gene Ontology annotation, biological process: regulation of transcription by RNA polymerase II; developmental process. Lineage: Eukaryota; Metazoa; Arthropoda; Arachnida; Araneae; Eresidae. Gene Ontology annotation, molecular function: RNA polymerase II transcription regulatory region sequence-specific DNA binding; DNA-binding transcription factor activity, RNA polymerase II-specific; protein dimerization activity.